AUGGUACGACUCAAUCUCUACCGUGGCCUCACUGCCGCCGCCCACCGAAUAAUAACACAAGCCAUCAUCACCGGCGGCCGCGUCUUCGGCCGGGCCUUUGGCGAAGCCUACCGACACGCGCAGCAGUCCUCUGCGUACCAGCGCGCGCAGGCCAAAGCUGGCGGCACCGCAGCCGGCAUCGGCGGCGCGGGCAGCAUGACGACGCAGGAGGCGUGCCAGAUCCUCAACGUCAAGGAGCCGAGCCCAACGCCCGAGGACCUCGAGGAGGUCCACUCGCGCUUCAAGAGAUUGUUUGACGCCAACGACCCGGAGAAGGGCGGGUCCUUUUACCUGCAGAGUAAGAUUUUGAGGGCAAGGGAGAGGCUGGAGGCAGACCUCCGGCCCAAGAUGGAGCAGGCCGAGCUGGAUGCUGAGGUGAAAGCCGGGUGGAAGCCGAAUCUAUACAAGGAAAAGCCCAAGGAGCCCCCGAAACUGAUGAGGACCCCCGUUCAGCUGGUAUUUUGGACAUUUCAUCUCGCUGUCACUGUCUCGUCGCUGAGGCAGUACAUAGUCGAAAUAUCAGACGUCAAGGCUAUCGGCCAAGUCAAGGAAUCCAUAUCAGGCGAUGCUUCUUGCUAUCAGGACGCACAGUUGCAUUUCCGGCACACUUACAACAGCGCCAUAUUCCCCGGGUUCUCGCUGGACAUCGACAACAGUGGUGCAGAUGGCUACGGAGACUAUACGCAUUGCCUCAGCGCUAUCGAUGGAGUGGCCAAGGUCUGGCAGCCGCGGCCGUACGUGCCCGCGUCGCAGGUUCGAGAUGACGCGGUGCCUGUUGGCAGCGAGCCCAGGCCCCCGGUGGACGGCAGUAUUCUGCACGGCUUGACCGGUGUCAAAAAGUUGCAGGAUGCAAACGUCACCGGCCGGGGGAUCACGGUGGCCGUGCUCGACACGGGGCUGGACUACCUCCACCCUGCCCUCGGCGGAGGUCUUGGGAAGGGCUUCAAGGUUCGGUUCGGCGUCGACCUUGUGGGCGACGACUUUCAGGUGGGUCUCCCAGCAAGGUCUAAACCGGAUCCGUACGCCGAGUGUACGGAGCACGGGACGCACGUCUCGGGCAUUGUCGCCGGCAACCAAUCGUCCUUGGGAUUCGUUGGUGUGGCUCCCGAGGUCAAUCUGGAACACUACCGUGUGGCAGGGUGCCAAAAGGCCCCGAUCCAGUCGGAUGUUAUAAUUCAGGCCGUGCUCAUGGCUCACAGUCGAGAAGUUGAUGUUAUAUCAUUGUCUCUGACGCUGGACUCGGGUCCGUAUGCUGAUGAUGCCUUGUCAGAAGUCCUCACUAGGAUAACGCAUGAAGGUCAGAUACUCAUCGUGGUGGCCUCGGGCAAUUACGGAUGGCAAGGUCCAUUCUCUGCUAGGGCGCCCGCGUCAGCCGCCGAAGUCUUGACCGUGGGUUCGGUCAACGCGAUGUACUCUGUGGAGAGUCGACCUCGAGCAAGCUUCUCGGUUCAAAGCCAAACAACCCAUGCCUCGCAGUCGAGCGACUUUGCAUGGUCCCCUGCGAUCCCGGGGAGGUUCCCAAGCUCCCUACCUUUGCAAGCAACCACUUUGGACAUGUCAGUCACCAACGAUGAUGCAUGUUCAAGCUUCGGAAGCGACGAGCACUUUUCAAAUCUGUCGGUAGUCCUCGUUCGGCGUGGUGGCUGCUCGUUUGACGUCAAAAUGAGGAGCCUGGUGGCCAGGGGAGCUAGAUAUUUCCUCAUCUACGACGACGACGACGACGGCGACGACGACAAGCCCCUUUUCCGAAUCGAUAACAAUCUCCAAGGCAUAGCCGCCGCCGGCUUCAUAACCGUGCAGGUUGGACGGGACCUGAUGAGCGCUCUGGCUCAAGGAUCCAACGUCACCGUAAACAUGGACCCGGACUCUCGCAACAUGCCCUAUAUCAGAGUCCAAGGAAACUCCCGGCCCCCUGGCCAAAUCAGCGGGCAAGGUUCGUGGGGUCCUACUGGGCUGGGCUACAGCUUGACCUCCAUACUGGCUCCCGGCCAGGGCAUCUGGUCGACCUUUCCACGGACCUGGGGAGGCUAUGGUACCUUGUCCGGCACGUCCAUGGCCGCGCCGUACAUUGCCGGCUGUGCAGCCCUCGUCAUGCAGGUGUAUCCGGGCAGCAAAAACGUCGAGGUCAUGGGGCUGCUGACCAGCACCGCGCGGCCGCUCAGAUUCAACGACGGCACGAACAAGACGUAUGACUUCCUGGCACCCGUCGCCCUGCAGGGCAAUGGGGUGGUCGACGUCCUGGGGGCGGUGAACACCGAAACCGCCUUUUCCAGCUCCCACUUGGCUUGGAAUGACACCGAGUUCUUCGCGGGGAGCAUCUCGUUUUUUAUCCAGAACAAAGGGGCCGAAGCUGCCGACUACAGCUUUUCCCACGAACCAGCGGUGACUGUGCUUGCGCUAGGUGCCGAUUCCCAGACGGUGACGCCGUGGACCAGGGACAACUCGUCCACGCUGGCUUCCGAGGAGUUUCUGGCAAGUUCGCUGGUGAAGACGCAUGCAAACAUCACCGUGUCUCCCCAGUCGCUGAGGAUCGAGCCCGGCCAGUCGGCGCUGGUGCAGGUCACGGCCGACAUCGACGCCUUGCGAGAGCUAAAGCCCCGCUGUCCUCUCUACAGCGGCUUCAUCUUUGUCGACGACGGCAGGAACAAGUCGCACCACAGCAUUUCUUACGCGGGGAUCGGGUGCUCGAUGCGCGACAUGCCCGUUAUGCCUCGGGGCUGGAACCAGACGUUCGUCACGGCCGCCACGACGAGGCAGGCCCGGGGCGUGUCGUACGAUGCCGUACCCAUCUCGCCGAGCGCCGAGUUUCGGCUCCAGGGUCGCCAGACCCCCGUCCAGUAUGAAAACUCUUCGACUCUGCUCCCGACGCUAAAGGUAGAGCUGGCAAUGUACAGCCGGGCAAUUUCUGUCCACGUCCUCCCUGCCGCGGCCUCGGGGGAGGACCAAGGUGUUGCGGUGUUUUCACGCAACCAGACGGUUCAGCCGGGAGGCUUCGGCCGUUUAUCCAACAGCUUUAUCGGCUGGAGCGGGCUGCUGGAGAAUGGCUCCUGGGCCGCCGAGGGCUUGUACAAGUUCAGGGUGUGUGCCUUCAGAGCUUGGGAACAGACGCAGGACCCCAACGCUCGGAAGGACUGCAUCGUCACCGACCCAUUUGGUAUACGAUACUGA
Pyricularia pennisetigena is the source of this 3207-nucleotide messenger RNA. RefSeq lists its product as uncharacterized. The record is from RefSeq and is a predicted model, not a curated record. Gene Ontology annotation, biological process: proteolysis. Gene Ontology annotation, molecular function: serine-type endopeptidase activity. The transcript has 5 exons. Bases 1 to 3207 code for a protein of 1068 amino acids. NCBI's taxonomy places the organism in Eukaryota, Fungi, Ascomycota, Sordariomycetes, Magnaporthales, Pyriculariaceae. Gene Ontology annotation, cellular component: cell wall; membrane.